AUGUCAAAGGAAAUUGAUAUAAAUACAAAAGCUGAGAGCAUCGAAAAUGUCUCAAGUUUUGAUCAUGCUUUAGAGCUGGAACAGCAUCAAGAGAAGAAACCAAGCUUUUGGGUCAAGUUUGCAGAUAGAUUGGGUAGAAGGCAAACCUUUAUUUACACUACAGGAUUUAUUAUCAUUGGUGUAAUUAUCUGUGCAUGUGCUAGAGGUUCAAGCGAAAAUCAAAUAUUCUGGAUGCUUAUUAUAGGUAGAGGUAUUUCUGGUUUUGGAAUUGGUGGUGAAUAUCCUGUUGCUGCGUCCUCUGGUAUUGAGACUGUCAAUGAAACAUUAAGCGCAAAGAAAAGAAUAGUUCCUUUUAUCUUAUCAACAAAUUUAUUCAUUGCUUUUGGUGUCCCAUUUGCUACUAUCAUAUUUUUAAUUGUUCACGAAAUUUGGGGCUCAAAUCAUCUUAACGGUAUUUGGAGAACUUGUUUUGCUAUCGGUGCAUUUAUUCCAAUUUCAGUUUUUUAUUUCAGAUGGAAAUUGAUCCAUUCUAAAGCAUAUCAGACCAAUGCAAUCAAAAAAAAUGUGCCAUAUUUAUUAGUUGCGAAGAAGUAUUGGAAACCUUUCAUAUGUACUUCAGGUAUGUGGUUUAUUAUGGAUAUGAUUUUAUAUCCAAAUAAUAUUCUCAGUACAUCUAUUUUACAAGUUGCAAUCCCGGGUGCGUCCUUGAAAAAAACUGGAGAAUGGCAAUUAUUUCUUUCAUCUUUUGCAGUUUUUGGUACAUUUUUAAGUUGUCUAGCAUUACAAUUCUUCACAAGAAGACAAGUUAUCAUUAUCGGCUUCAUAGGAUAUGCUAUAAUUAGUUUUGUUGUUGGUGGUGCAUUCAAAAAGUUUACUGAAAUUCCAGCAUUACUCAUUAUUUUUUACGCCAUAUUAAACAUGUUGAUCAAUUUUGGCCCAGCAAGUUUACAAUCAGCAGUCAGUACUGAAUCAUUUCCUUCUGCAAUUAGGGGAACAUUAUAUGGUAUCUCUGCUGCAAUUGGAAAAGCCGGAGCUGCAAUUGGUACUGAAAUAUUCACACCUUUACAGGUUUCAAAGGGUAAAAGUUCAACAUUUUAUUUAAGUGGGGCAUUGAGUAUUCUAGGUGCAAUAGUUGUUUACCUAGGUGUUCCUGAUCAUGGUGAUAGAAAGUUGGACUUUUUAGAUGAAGACUUUAAUGAAUAUUUAAAAGAAAACGGAUGGGAUGGUGAAAUAGGAGAGAAGAGACAUCAAAAUAAGGUUAAUUCUAGUUAA
Messenger RNA from Hansenula ciferrii, 1272 nucleotides. RefSeq names its product Inorganic phosphate transporter. NCBI's taxonomy places the organism in Eukaryota, Fungi, Ascomycota, Saccharomycetes, Phaffomycetales, Wickerhamomycetaceae. Gene Ontology annotation, biological process: carboxylic acid transport; transmembrane transport. The coding region runs from base 1 to 1272 and encodes 423 amino acids. Gene Ontology annotation, cellular component: plasma membrane. Gene Ontology annotation, molecular function: carboxylic acid transmembrane transporter activity. The transcript has 2 exons. The record is from RefSeq and is a predicted model, not a curated record.